Protobothrops mucrosquamatus (brown spotted pit viper) is the source of this 3666-nucleotide messenger RNA. It is a transcript of the gene RTCB, whose product is annotated as RNA 2',3'-cyclic phosphate and 5'-OH ligase. Gene Ontology annotation, biological process: tRNA splicing, via endonucleolytic cleavage and ligation. Gene Ontology annotation, cellular component: tRNA-splicing ligase complex; nucleus. Gene Ontology annotation, molecular function: RNA ligase (ATP) activity. Bases 99 to 1616 code for a protein of 505 amino acids. NCBI's taxonomy places the organism in Eukaryota, Metazoa, Chordata, Lepidosauria, Squamata, Viperidae. The record is from RefSeq and is a predicted model, not a curated record. The transcript is spliced from 12 exons.
GUACUGGCGUAAGUGGACGUGGCCGCGCCUUGCCGGGAAGCACCUGAGAAAAACGUUCUUCUGUUAGUUACUUCGGAGCGUUUGCUGUGCUUUUCGCCAUGAGCCGAAACUACAACGAUGAAUUGCAAUAUUUGGAUAAACUGGAUAAGCACUGCUGGCGCAUCAAGAAAGGAUUUGUGCCCAACAUGAACGUGGAGGGUGUGUUUUAUGUGAAUGAUCCAUUGGAGAAGUUGAUGUUUGAAGAAUUAAGAAAUGCAUGCCGAGGUGGAGGUGCUGGUGGCUUUCUUCCAGCCAUGAAACAAAUUGGAAAUGUAGCUGCAUUACCUGGUAUUGUUCAUCGAUCUAUUGGACUUCCUGAUGUUCAUUCAGGGUAUGGCUUUGCUAUUGGCAAUAUGGCAGCCUUUGAUAUGAAUGACCCAGAAGCAGUAGUUUCACCAGGAGGUGUAGGGUUUGACAUUAACUGUGGUGUUAGAUUAUUGCGGACCAACCUUGAUGAGUGUGAUGUCCAGCCAGUGAAGGAGCAGCUUGCACAAUCCAUGUUUGACCACAUUCCUGUAGGGGUGGGAUCCAAGGGUGUCAUCCCCAUGAAUGCCAAGGACCUGGAGGAAGCUUUAGAGAUGGGGGUAGACUGGUCCUUACGAGAGGGCUAUGCCUGGGCUGAGGAUAAAGAACAUUGUGAAGAAUAUGGGAGGAUGUUGCAGGCGGAUCCAAAUAAAGUGUCGGCAAGAGCUAAGAAAAGGGGUUUACCUCAGCUGGGGACUCUGGGAGCAGGAAACCACUAUGCUGAGAUACAAGUUGUGGAUGACAUUUAUAAUGAAUAUGCAGCCCGAAAGAUGGGUAUAGACCAUAAGGGACAAAUAUGUGUGAUGAUCCACAGUGGAAGCAGAGGCCUUGGCCACCAAGUAGCUACAGAUGCCUUAGUAGCUAUGGAAAAAGCAAUGAAACGGGACAAGAUUAUAGUGAAUGACCGCCAGUUGGCAUGUGCUAGGAUAGCUUCUCAGGAGGGCCAAGAUUAUUUGAAAGGGAUGGCAGCAGCUGGAAACUAUGCAUGGGUCAAUCGUUCCUCCAUGACUUUUCUUACUAGACAGGCAUUUGCUAAAGUCUUCAACACCACUCCUGAUGAUCUGGACAUGCAUGUAAUCUACGAUGUGUCUCACAACAUUGCAAAAGUAGAACAGCACGUGGUAGAUGGCAAAGAACGGACCCUGUUGGUGCAUAGGAAAGGAUCAACCAGAGCAUUCCCUCCUCACCACCCUCUUAUAGCUGUCGAUUACCAACUGACCGGCCAGCCAGUGUUGAUUGGUGGAACAAUGGGAACUUGCAGUUACGUCCUUACUGGUACUGAUCAAGGCAUGACUGAAACCUUUGGAACCACCUGCCAUGGAGCAGGCCGUGCAUUGUCCCGUGCCAAAUCACGACGUAACUUGGAUUUCCAGGAUGUGUUGGACAAGUUGGCAGAUAUGGGGAUUGCAAUCCGUGUUGCAUCUCCCAAACUAGUCAUGGAAGAAGCACCUGAAUCUUAUAAGAAUGUGACAGAUGUGGUUAACACCUGCCAUGCAGCUGGUAUCAGCAAGAAAGCGAUUAAACUGAGGCCCAUUGCAGUAAUCAAAGGGUAAAGAAGCCAUUCACAGAAUUUGACAGAACCUCUUCUUACUCAGACUACUCGUUAAUUAUGUUUCCAUUCAGAUGGAAACUCUGACAAACUGUUUGUUAGAACGCUUGGACUUAAAAAAUAUGGUACAAGAAAGGAUAAAUCAAGAUGUGUUGCUGUUUUGAUCUAAUGGCAAGUUGUGUGAGGCUGACAGAGUUUCUUUGAGAGAAAGGAGUGAAACAGUUUUUCAGACGAUUAUUUGAUCCUAAUAAAUGGUCUGUUCUGCCUAUAAUGAGAUUCUGACCAGUGCUAAUUUGCUAGCCACCUUUUUUCAAGAAGAUUGUUUUUGGAGGAGGUUUUCCCCUCUAACUUCAGUCGUUUCUCUCUAAUAAACACGUAGACUCUUGAGUAAUAAUACUGUAUAUAACAUGGCAAACAGGUUUUUGUUUUGACCAAUACAUUAAGACUGACUAAGAUAGUAAUCUGUAGGAUGUAGGAAAAUUUGCAAAUAUUUUUACUGGAGAAGUCCAUGACUCAGCAGUUUCUGUUGCAUCCCCACUACAUGACAGUGAAUACUUUGGGAACAGAUGAUUCCGUGCACAUCACAUGCCAGUAGUAUCCCUGAUCUGAAGCUUUACUUGAACUUUAGUGGAGGAACACUACUACUUUCUUAAAAAGAAACCAGCUUUCCAUUGAAGAUCUAUAUAGCUUUCAGUAAUGCUUUAAGCCAUUCAUGUCUAGAACAGACAUAAUAGCUAUAUUGAUAAAGAGCCAUGGUGGCACAGUGGUUAGAAUGCAGUAUUGCAGGCUAACUGCACACUGCAGGAGUUCAAUUCUCAUCGGCUCGAGGUUGACUUAGUUUUCUAUCCUUCCGAGAGCAGUAAAAUUGCCCCCAGAUUGUUGGGGGCAAUAUGCUGACUCUGUAAACCUCUUAGACAGGGCUGAGAAGCAGUAUAUAAGUCUAAGUGCUAUUGCUGUUGCUAUCCUCCAAGCUGUCAUUAAAAAUACAAAAACAUGGUGUUUUGUUGCAUCUUCUUACUCCCACUGGCUAAACAGAAUGUGUAGAGAGGGUUUACUUCUUAAAAUGGCAAACUAGAAAUCAUAUACAUUUAAAUGGCUGCUUAUUUACACUUUUUUGAAAUUCUCCAAAUCAUUUUCUUCAAGAUCUUCCAGAUCUUGAAACUUUCUAAAUAUUUAAAGCUGCAAGGAAGUAAUUGCAAAAGUUACCUUUCAUUUAAAGACAAAUCAGAUUUAUUUGUAAUAAAACAGAUGUUCUGAAAUUCUGUGAUGCGAUGAUAUUGCUGCUAGUCUGCAGUAUAAGUAAUUUAAUUUGAACUUUACAAAUAAUCUCUAGUUGUUUGGUGCUGCAAUUCUAAAUUCUGUUUGUUUGGACUAAUCUUUGUUGAUUUUACAGAACUCAUCAUGAGUUCUUCUGCUUCAGUGUAAAAUGUGUACAGUGUAUAUCAGAUGCCAUCAGUAGAGGGCAGCUUAAUAAAGAUAAACUGAAAGGAAUGCCACUACUAGAGAAAUUUUGAAAGAAACCCUGGAUAAAGAGUGCAGCCUGGCCUUUAUGUAUUCUUUUGAAAAAGAUUGGUAAAUUGAUACUCACUGAUGUCACCAGUAGUUUGGAAUUAACUUAACAAGCCUAAUAAAAUAAAGCUUAACCCUGGGAUAAAAAGAAACAAAAUAGUUUGUAAAAACUACAUAAAAUCUACCCUUUAGGCUAAUAGCAUGACUUAUGUCUGUUGAAUCUCUGUGUAUCUUUUAUGUUGUUUUGGCACUAUUGCAAACAAGAUCACAUUGUCGUCAUUAAUACAAAAACAGAAAGCUAAAAAACUUGACAUUCUAAUUACUGACAAAAAAAAGCUCUCUCCUACAUUUAUGUGAACUCCUUUUGUUUAUGUGUGCCAUCAGGUAUAUCUAAAGACAAAAUAUUGAUUUAGCCAUCCAGCCUGCUUACCUAAUACUGCAUCAGAAAAGAUGAAUUACAGUAUAUGGCUUACAGUAUAUUAGGGGUAUUUGUACCACUGAAGGAGAACUGAGUAUGAAUAAAGUGUGUUUUGUUAGUGAAUUCA